Platichthys flesus (European flounder) is the source of this 1423-nucleotide messenger RNA. It is a transcript of the gene tmem86b, whose product is annotated as transmembrane protein 86B. Gene Ontology annotation, cellular component: membrane. The coding region runs from base 222 to 965 and encodes 247 amino acids. The record is from RefSeq and is a predicted model, not a curated record. Lineage: Eukaryota; Metazoa; Chordata; Actinopteri; Pleuronectiformes; Pleuronectidae. The transcript has 3 exons.
UGGGGAAUUGAUUAUCAGAGAGCAAUCAGACAGGAAGCACCGGUCUAAAGUUCAGUGCUGUGAAAUACCAGCAGACUGAAAAACACAGAUACAGAGACGAAGGGAACAGGAGAACGAGGAGAGAACAAUACGGAUUAUAGGUGAAGAAGAAGAAAAUAACAAGUUCAUUCACUUGUUCACUUGAUUGGCUGAGAGCCCACGUCAGUGCUGACUCUGAGAAGAUGGACAUCCUUGAGACAGCAGCAUACGACAGGCGGCAGAGGAGAAAUACGUCCUGUGCCCUGCUCUUCUCUCUCUUGCCUUUCUUUUUGUCCACAGCUCUGUUCUUCUACCUGUGGACUCCUGACUCGCCGGCCUCCAUCGUGUCUGCAGCUGUCAAAACGGCACCCACUGCCCUCCUGGCUGCCGUCGUGCUGAGCUGGAAUGGAGGUCAGAGUGUCCUGGGUGUGGCGGGAGGCCUGCUCUUCUCUGCUGUUGGUGACUGCUGCCUGGUAUGGCCGGAGCUGUUUGUGCAUGGAAUGGGUGCAUUUGCUGUGGCUCAUCUGAUGUACUCCCUCACCUUCCUCUCCAGUCGUUAUCCGACACGUUCCUCUUCCUCCUUGACUAUUGUCCUCUUCUUGAUCCUGCUCACGAUAGGAGGAGGCUACUACAUGUACAUAUAUCCAUUCUUGCAGAAGGCACCGGACUCAGAGCUGCUCAUUCCCGGUGUGGGGGUUUAUAUUGUCCUGAUAACUCUAAUGGGAGCGUUAGCUAUUAGAACCCGCCAUGCAGCGACACUGCUGGGAAGUUUGUCUUUCAUAGUGUCUGACAUUGCACUGGCCCUGCAAGUUUUCAAGGUCACACAGCUACAGCACGGAAACACUAUUGUCAUGGGGACAUACUAUUUGGCACAGCUACUAAUUUCUGUGGGUGAUAUAAUGGCAGCAGCGGACAAGGAAGAUUUUGGAAAAUGGAAGAGGUCCUAGACAGCAUCCCUGUGGCAUCCCUAAAGUGUGAACCAUCAUCCGCACAUUUACUUAUUGGGUAAAGAGCUGAUGCUACCAUUGAAUACUUUUUAUAAAUAUAGGAAUUAUUUUUAAAUAAAGGAAAAGAGGAAGAUGAACUGAUUGAGGACAGUUUACUAUCGACAGCUCCUUGAGUCAAAAGGUUUAGAAUUGGAAACGAUAAAGCAAAAGAGCAACUGGCAACACAAGAUAAUUUGUGUUACUAAAUUGAAUUUCAAUGAUCAUACAACACAAAUGUCUGCAUGUUAACAAUAACAUGUACUCUGUGAUUUGUACCAAUAUUUUAAUCAGUGUAUUAGUGUAAGUUAUGCAUGUAUUGGCAAUUGUUCUCCACUUGUGAAGGGGCCAUUAUAUGUAGAUAAAUACUCCCAUUUGUUUUGCUAAUAAUAAAUAAAUAAAUAUGGUAUAAAAAAUACAAA